AAAACCACUCAACCAUAGUCUUUGUUCGAUUUUAAUUAAAAUUGCAAGGGUAGUGCUCAGAUUAUGAGCGAAGUGAAACGCAGAGAAAUGAGAGAUAAAAAUAAAAAUAUCCAAGUCUUCGUCCGAAUUCGGCCUGUUAGCUCGCAAGAGAAAGCAGCCCGUUCACCCAUUGUGGUUGAAACUCAAGCUGGCAACAAUAAAGAAGUGCAGGUGGUUGAGAAGAGUUCGCUAACAAAAUCUUCCAACUUUGAUCGGGUCUUUGGGACCAAUUCAAAGCAAGUGGAUGUCUAUAAAAAUGUUGCCGCUCCAUUGGUGGACGAAGUGCUGGCAGGCUAUAACUGCACUGUAUUUGCAUAUGGACAGACGGGGACAGGCAAAACUUUCACCAUGGAGGGUGAAAGGCAUGAAGAAUUGUCAUCUUCAUGGGAGAAUGAUCCAUAUUCUGGAAUCAUUCCUAGAACACUGUCACAUCUGUUUGAUGAAUUGAGGAUUCAAGAAGUUGAGUGUACAGUCCGUGUUUCAUUUAUUGAAAUUUACAAUGAAGACAUCUAUGAUUUGCUGUCUGGAACUGAAGACACUACCAAACUUCGCUUGUAUGAUGACACAACCAAGAAGGGCUCAGUCAUUAUCCAAGGCAUGGAGGAGGUAACUGUGCACAACAAAAACGAAGUUUACAGUAUUUUGGCUAAAGGCUCGCUCAAGCGUCAAACAGCAGCCACGCUAAUGAAUGCCCAUUCAAGUCGCUCGCAUACCAUCUUCUCCAUCACUGUUCACAUCAAGGAGAACACCGACGACGGCGAGGAGCUCAUGAAGAUUGGCAAACUGAACCUGGUCGAUUUGGCCGGGAGUGAGAACAUUGGUCGAUCUGGGGCCGUUGAACGCCGAGCUCGUGAAGCCUGCAAUAUCAAUCAAUCGUUGCUGACACUUGGUCGUGUUAUCACUUCCCUCGUCGAGCGUGCUCCACACAUCCCAUACAGAGAAUCGAAACUGACACGCUUGCUUCAGGACUCUCUGGGCGGCCGAACUAAAACGUCUAUCAUCGCUACCAUCUCGCCAGCGGCCGCCAAUCUGGAGGAGACUCUAUCAACCCUCGACUACGCCCACCGAGCCAAGAACAUCACCAACCGACCCGAGGUCAAUCAGAAGCUCACGAAAAAGGCCCUACUCAAGGUAAUCAUCGCAUACUUGAGUGCGCGGAAUCCUAUCAGCUUUCUCCUCCGCCCUCAUCCGACUUGUCUCGAAAUAUCCUGGCCGGUUUUAACGACCUAUCCCACACUACUUACUGCCACUGCUUGGCUUGACUAAUGACAUGGGCCUUUCCACA
This is a messenger RNA of Daphnia pulex (common water flea), 1324 nucleotides long. RefSeq names its product kinesin-like protein KLP2. NCBI's taxonomy places the organism in Eukaryota, Metazoa, Arthropoda, Branchiopoda, Diplostraca, Daphniidae. Gene Ontology annotation, biological process: microtubule-based movement; mitotic spindle assembly. Bases 64 to 1305 code for a protein of 413 amino acids. The record is from RefSeq and is a predicted model, not a curated record. Gene Ontology annotation, molecular function: microtubule binding; plus-end-directed microtubule motor activity; ATP binding. The transcript is spliced from 6 exons. Gene Ontology annotation, cellular component: spindle microtubule; nucleus.